Molecule: messenger RNA, 1215 nt
Organism: Prunus armeniaca (apricot)
Lineage: Eukaryota; Viridiplantae; Streptophyta; Magnoliopsida; Rosales; Rosaceae
Source: the annotation of a GenBank genome assembly
AUGUUAAGCAAAGAGAAGGGUCAAAAAGUUGGCCUGGACAGCCCGUAUCGGCUGCUGUAUUGUUCAAGCAAGGGUGACAAAGCAGGGGUGAUGCAUGAGUUAGAGAAAGGUGUGAAGCCCAAUCUGGCUGACUAUGAUAAGAGAACAGCUCUUCAUUUGGCAUCCUGUGAAGGCUGCACUGAGAUUGUUGAUCUACUUCUUCAUAAAGGUGCUGAUGUGAACUCCACGGAUCGCUGGGGCCGCACUCCACUGUCAGAUGCUCGUAGCUUCAGUCAUGAGGCGAUUUGCAAGAUAUUGGAGGCUAGAGGUGGAAUAGAUCCGGUAGGGCUUGACUCCCAACUUCCGUGCUAUGAAAUUGAACACACUGAGGUGAACAUGGAUGAAGCAACGCUUAUUGGAGAGGGAUCAUAUGGUGAAAUUUAUUUAGUGAAGUGGCGUGGUACAGAAGUUGCUGCUAAAACAAUCCGAUCCUCCAUUGCUUCCAAUCCCACAGUGAAGACUAUCUUUCUGAAGGAACUUGCUUUGUGGCAAAAGUUGCGCCACCCUAACAUAGUGCAAUUUCUUGGUGUUCUGAGGCACACUGACCGCUUGAUCUUCCUUACCGAGUAUCUUUGCAAUGGAAGUUUGCAUGAUAUAUUAAAGAGGAAAGGAAGACUUGAUUUACAAACCGUAGUUUCUUAUGCUUUAGAUAUCGCCAGAGGUAUGAAUUAUCUCCAUCAGCAUAAACCACGCCCUAUAAUCCACAGAGAUUUGACACCAAGAAAUGUGUUACAGGAUGAAGCUGGGAGACUCAAGGUCACAGAUUUUGGCUUAAGCAAAAUUGCACAGCAAAAUGAUGUAUCUGGUUACAAAAUGACUGGACGAACAGAUCGUUAUAUGGCACCUGAGGUUUAUCGUCGAGAAUCAUAUGGGACGAGUAUCGAUAUCUUCUCAUUCGCUCUGAUAGUACAUGAGAUGUUUCUAGGAGGACCACCUAAUCUGGCAGAGGACCCGGAGAAAAUUGCAGACAAGCGAGCAUAUGAAGAUUCUCGACCGCCUCUCUUCUCUUAUUUGUAUCCAGAACCAAUCAGGACGCUCCUUAAAGAAUGCUGGCACCAGAAUCCAGAUUGCCGGCCAACAUUCGAAGAGAUCAUUUUGCAGUUGGAGACAAUUCAAGAGAAAUUUCAGAACAAGAAAAGAAUGGGAACCUGUAUUGGUGCUUGUGCCAUCUCAUAA